This is a messenger RNA of Uranotaenia lowii, 13761 nucleotides long. RefSeq names its product putative transcription factor capicua (gene cic). The transcript is spliced from 17 exons. The record is from RefSeq and is a predicted model, not a curated record. Gene Ontology annotation, cellular component: nucleus. Gene Ontology annotation, molecular function: DNA-binding transcription factor activity, RNA polymerase II-specific; RNA polymerase II transcription regulatory region sequence-specific DNA binding. Gene Ontology annotation, biological process: regulation of transcription by RNA polymerase II. Lineage: Eukaryota; Metazoa; Arthropoda; Insecta; Diptera; Culicidae. The coding region runs from base 1242 to 10553 and encodes 3103 amino acids.
CAUCAUCCAUCCAUCGAGUCGUCCAGUUCAGCUACACACUCGGUUGUGUAUGGACGGGUGUAUAUUCGAUGUUAUUCGUGUGAACGGAACAUGAACGGCGAUGGCUCUCCCGGAAUCAUCUCUAUUCUCGGCGUAGAGGACCUAGAGUGUAAACCAGUUUUGCUUGUUUUAUUUGGAAAGUAGCCAUCAUCAUCGGGAGGAGCAUCAUCAACAUCAAGAGCGGCAGCACCAGAUCAGCGACAUGAAACUUAGUCCUACAUAUACACGACGAGCAAUUCUCAAUCGUUAACGAAAGGUUCACCGUUCAAAUAAAGUCAGCUCUAAUUUUGCCGUUUUUGUCUAACUACUUUACAGAGUGCCCUUCUCCUCAUUCGGGGAUCCAACCCAAGAACGAACAGUGCCCUGUAGUGUUACUCGAGUUGGGGAAUGGGAUGAGCAGCAAAAAAAAAAAUCUGGAAUCCGUCCGGGUGCUGCUAUACUGAUUCUGAAUCAUAAUGACGGUCUGGUCCGAUGUGAAAGCUGGUAGUGGAAAUCGUAUUCUUAGUGAUGGCCUGUAAAUAAUAUGUGUGUAUACUGAGCCGAGUAGGGAAGCAAGAGGUGUUAUGAAAUUGUGUAUACAAUAAGCAAAACCCCCUUAGGAGGAGCACCAGUUUCGAAAGUAAUGCGAGAACAAGUGCAAGAACAUGGGCUAUCAAGUGCAAACGUGCUACGACUAGCAGGAUUGAACAGGUCUUGCUGCUGCUGCUUUAGGUAAAACACAUCGGAAGGAGCUUAGUCGGAGCGCUUAGCGCAAAUAUAAACUUGACGUAUUUUGUCGCAUUGAGGAGCUCUAAACCCCACUGGAGUCUGGCUGCUGGAGUUUCGAGGAGCUAUUUUAAACAGUGAAUAAAUCGUACCACCCCGGGGGUUGCUCUCUUAUCGCCGAAAGGAUUUUACCGGCUUCGAAAAGUGUUUGUGUUUUUUUUUGCUGCCUGUAAAGCUGUUUACACUGAAAAGAUGUGCAAUCAUCAGCUUCGACGCCCGAGUGCAAUCGGAUUGAGCACCCGAAGAGUAAAAUUUAUAAUAAUGUGCAUGGGGAAAUAAAUUGUGUGCUUUUUGUUUCGAUGAAAUGAGUGAAAUUGUUUUUUGUUAGUUCUAAUCGUCGCGAAUCAUGUGGUGGUUGAAGAAAGUUUUCUGAGUAGCCCACACGGAAAAAAGGAAAAAAACAAACUACCAAUCUUAUCAGUAGUGUCCAAAAUAAUAUGCACGUAUCAACACACCCAACCAAUAGCAGCAUCAGUAUCAUCACCGGUGGGCAGCUUCAACAACUACAAUCAAACCAAUCCAGUGUUGCGAGUGGUUCGCCGAUUGUUGUGAUCCCGGUAACGAAUGCGUCCAAUAGCUCGGCCGGACUGCAGCCAAUUACUAACGUGGUGACGACCUCUAGUAGUAGUGGCAGUAGGGAAAGGACUGUGGUGGGUGGCCAACAUCAACAGCACAAACGGCACCGAAGGUCAACGAAGAACGGUUUGGAAAAUGGUGACCAAUGUCAGUGGAUCAAUACUAACAGUAACUCACAGUCGAAGCAACAACAACAACAACGGCAGCAUCAAGGUGCAAUUCUAAGCACAGAAUGUGAUACGGAAGCUGAGAUUCCAGCCUCUGUGAUAAGCAGCGUGGGCACGGUUAACUAUCAGCAGUCGACUUCGAGUUCGGUCCGGCAGCUGUACGUUGUGGCACCGAUCAUCGACAGUGGCAACGGUCAACAUGCUGUUGGUGGAACCAACAUCGCCGGCGACAACGCGAGCCACCUAAAGGGCACGUUGACCUGGAUCAACAGUAAUAGUGCCAAUAGAACUGCGUAUAGCAACAACGGUCAGCAGCAACUGACCCAGCAACGGAGCAACAGUAUGAUAUCGCAGACCGCCGGCACCUGUAGCAGCUCCUCGACAGCGCCAGUUCAAAGUUUUGUAGAAUCCUCGGUGGUCAACAACAACAACAACAACAACAACAAUGGUACCAGUAGUACAAAUCAACCCCGCCAGCACCCAAAGAAGCGGAAGUUCGACCUGGCCGAACUGGAGGAGAUGGAAUCGCAUCGGGGCAGUGCGGGGUCCGGUGGCCAACCGGCCCCCAUGGACACCGGAGGUGGACCGCCAACACCUCUGACAAACGGGAGUAGCACUAACAGUAAUGGUAGCAAUGUAAAUAUUAGCUUUAGUAACCGCAAUAGCGACUACUCCGGCACAUUCAACGAGACUGUGCAGUCGAUGGGUCACGGAGGUGGAGGAGCAGAUACCUCAAAUAGUAGACCUCCAUCGGUGUCCGCGCCAUCACCCUCGGUAGGGAGUGCAAUAGUAACGAUGACCUCGAUGGCUUCACAGUCAUUUCUCGAGACCACCUCCAUCAACUGCAACAGUCCCAGCAGCAAUAAUGGCACCAUGAGUGGUGAAAUGAGGAUGCUUCAGUCACAGAAUUACAUCCAAACUGGUGGAGGACAACUCCACAGUCGGCAGAUCUUCCAAUCUACCGAUGCCGAUCGAUCUCAGCAGCAAACGGUUAGAGUACAACAACAACAACAAUCCUCUGAAGGCUACUGCAACGACAGCAAAAAAGUCUACAACAACGUAUCGUACGGAUCUCCCGGGAACCAUUACAAACCGGCCUCCACGCCACCUACUUCCAUGGUUCAAACGGUACAGUUGACGCAGCACCACCAGCAACAGCUCAACAACUCGCCGUCGCAAUCGCACCGCAUCUCGCAGCACAGCAGCAGCAACAGUACGACGCCGCCGGAAUCGGCCACGCAACACAUCAGCCAUACCCCGCCGGUCAAUGUGGCCAUGACCACCACCUCUACCUCGUCGUCGGUUCCGUCGACGCCGACUACCCCGAUGUCUGCGUCGGUUGCCGCUCCCUCGAGUCUGAUAGAUCUAAGCGACUGGUCCAACAACUAUCGGGUGCUGGCCAAGCGGAAAGAUUUGUACGAGUCGGGCGUCAUCCGGACGGUUCCCGGUCCGAGUACGGUGAUGGUUCAGUUCGAUUAUCCGGAAGGGAGUGAGCAGGUUUACAGUGAUGUUUUUGGCGCUGGUCGCUACGAUAUCAUCGACGAUGCGUGCCCCUCGGUAUCAGACGUCUUACCCGGGUGUAGAGUGUGCGUACGAGCCCAAACCGUUCCCCCACAUCCAACCGGGAAUAUCUUUAUAGAGGCUGUAGUGAAAGAGAUGCAAAACAAUGCCAAACAAUUUUCUGUACAACUUGUUGGACCUGCUAGUGGUGGCUCUCAAGAGAUUAAACUGGUCAAGCGAGUUGACAUUCGUUUGUUGAAGCCUCCUUGGUGGGACGAGUUGGAAGAAAUGGUGGAAGCCGUUGAAGGAGUUCGAAAUCGUGGAAAUCCACAGCAUGUUGUUGGGAAGCCCAUUGGAUAUUCCAAUGCUGAAGGUACCCAGGCGCCAUCGUCUGUACCGACUAAUGCCAUCAUGUAUGGUAACAUCGUUCCAGGUGGAACGGUCCAGUACAAACCCACCAUUAGUAUAACUCAAGGGCGUGGAGUCGGGGCAGUCGGCGGAUCACGGUACGAUUUAUCACAAAACCAGCAACAGCAGCCUCACGUGCCAUUACAAGUAUACCAUGUACUUCCGACGAUUCCGACAAAUGAGGAGCAUUAUCGAACUGCGGCCACCUCCCCUUUCCAGACAACCGUAACCGUUGGGCCAGAUGGAACUCAGAUGCAACAGCAGCAACAACAACAGCAGCACCAGCAGCAGCUGGUAAGUAAUCACUACCAAACGACUCAUCAUCCGCCUCUUGGAAGUGGCCAGGAAAUGCCCGGCGGUAGCGGUUCCAACUCAGUAUUAGCAUCUGGCAGCAGUCCAGACGAUAUGCGUGGAACAAAUCGUACGUACUAUGACUACGAGAGCGACGAUGAACUGCGCCGGGAGGAUAUCAGCUUUCCAAUGGAUGGAGAAAACGAAAAAUACUCAGGCAGUAGCAAACGCAGCAGCAUGCAAAGCCGCGGAAGCACAUCCAGUUUGAUGGACCAACGGAGUACUCCGCGAUCUCAACCAGCAACCCCUAGAUCUCAAGCGGCCACGCCGCACCGUUUCAAGAAGGGGGACGUCGUAUCGACCCCCAGCGGUAUCCGGAAAAAGUUCAACGGCAAACAGUGGCGGCGGCUCUGCUCCAACGAGAGCUGCUCCAAAGAAUCUCAACGGCGUGGUUAUUGCUCCCGGCAUCUGAGCCAGAAAGGUAACGCACUCCGAUCGUCGGCCAGUUCCGCAGCAAACCAUUUCAACAGCAGUCGGUCCAGCAGCAAGACGCAACUAGACGAGGACACCUCACGGGACUCGGAAACGUCGCCCAACUACCGGGUGACCGGCCGGUUCGAUCAAGAUGAAACUGAAGUGGCCAAUAUGUUGGUGUCAUUGAGCAGUUCGCGCUCGGCCACACCAUGCAACUCCUUCUCAUCGCCGACCGGCCAGGCCUCGUCGCCGCUGGUCAGCAACACCCAGUCACCGGUAACGAUAGGCAACCGGCAGAAUCUGUUCCAGCCCAUCGGCAGUCCGGCGCCGUCCUCCUCCGAUCAUCAUGGCAAGUUUAAAACCAACACGCCCAGUCCCAUCAUGUACGGUAGUGGUGGCCCCGGAGGUCCCAAUGGAGGCGGACGGGACGUGAUGAACCCGGUUGGACCUACCAGACUCGACAGUGGCCAACAUCAGCCGCUCCUUAUUCGACCGGAACUGUUAAGGCCAAAUCAACCACAACAACAACAACAACAACAGCAAACGAUGGUUUCACUUCCACCAACCGGUCACGCCACCAGUGUGAUACGGAUAUCACCGGCAUCAUCAACGGCCACAAGCCAACACGUUCCCGGACUGUACUCGACCUUUCCCGGAAGUCAGCAGCAAGUCAUAGUCGAUCCUGGCCAUGUAGUUCUUCAACAGCAGCACAUGCAAUCGCCUCGCUUGCAGCCAGUAACAGCAGGUCAAAUAAAUCAAUCCCCACAAACAAUUCAAAUACAGCAAACUAUUGUCCAGCAACAUCAGACGGUCCCACAACAACAACAGCAGCAGCAACAGCAACAUCAACCAGUGACCGUGCCAAAAAACGGCAUUAGCACGGGUUCCAUAUUUCAAUGGCAUACAUUACUUCCGAUAAUCCAAGCUCCGGCCUCGAAAACGUUCGUCCACCACCAUCAGCAGCAGUCACAGAUGACCACAAUUAUUGCCUCACCGACGGUUAAGAUCUGUACCCCGCCGCCGUCGGAACCGGCAGUGGACGAUGACUGCGACGACGACCAGGGAGAUGAUGAUGUUUUUGAAGCAGAGCCCGUGAAAACAACAAACUAUAGCAAUGGCACCAACAUUAACAACAAUAGUAACAACAGCAACAAUCAAAUUAUGACCGCUAGGGACAACUUCUCGGGCGCCGCUGGUGGCGGUAACCAGCUGCUCCUGCGGGGCAUGGAUAUUGAGGCCGGAGUAGUGGGUACGGGUGUGUUUCCGAAUCAAAACUUGGGAGGUCCUGGCAGCGCUGCCGCCGCAGCCAAGGCCGAAUCUGAUUCGCUAGUCAAACGGCGCACGCAGUCUUGCAGUGCCGCAUUGCAAGCGGCCAACAGUGCUGGAGGAGGUGGCGUUGGAGCAACUGGCCAAACACCGAAGGAACCCCAAAGCCCGAUGAGCAAGAAGGACGCCAAAAUCAGGCGUCCCAUGAAUGCGUUCAUGAUAUUUUCCAAACGACAUCGGGCAUUGGUACAUCAGAAACAUCCGAACCAGGAUAACAGAACUGUGAGCAAGAUUUUGGGAGAAUGGUGGUACGCGUUGAAGCAAGAAGAGAAAAAGAAAUACCACGAGCUGGCCAGUGAGGUGAAGGAAGCUCACUUCAAGGCUCAUCCAGAGUGGAAGUGGUGCUCUAAAGAUCGCAGGAAGUCUUCCUCGUCCACAAAAGACGGUCGUGGCCGUAUGGAUUCCUUCGAUGGUAAUGAUUCGUUUGACGAGAAAAGUCCGACAACUCCAUCGGAGCAUGGACCGAAUGCCUCGUCCCAGUUGAACGAUAUCAUCCCAACCACGAUCGCUCCGUACAACAGUAGCAGUCACAGUGACGAUCCCAAUGAUAGUAGUCGUAGUAUACAGGGAGGUGGCAACAAUGCUGCCGACAUCAGUAGCAGUGGCCCGGAAAAGAUGGACCACGAAGACGGAACGAUGUCCGAUGACGAUCAGCAGAUGGUGAUCGCCGAAGAAUCCGCCACCAUGCAGCCCGUUGCCGGAACGAUUGAAAUCGACCUCAAGUGUGCCGAGAAGGUACCCGGAGAUUCCGAUGUCGAUGAAGGUAACGGGCCCAGGGACUCGGGCGAAGCGGAUGGCUACAGACCGAAAAUUAAGGUUUCUGAUUCUUUGGUUUCAUUGGGAGGUGGGUCGUCGCAGACCAGCUGUAACAGUAACAAUGAUGACAACCAACCGACGGAUUAUAGCCGGACGGCGACAGCACCGAUCGCAACCAGUCACCGGAUGUCUUCGUCGACAACGCCUACGACCCCAUCGGAUCCGUUGACGUGCAAACCGAAACCGAUCAAGGUGGCUUUGCUGCCACCACCGGCUACGGCUGUACAUGGUCCCUCGGGGACGGCAGGUGGCGGUUCUUCAGUGGUGGGUGGCGGCGGUGUCACCAACAGUGGUAGUGGUGGAAGUCAUAGUGGCGAUUCUUCGUCGUCAACGGCAGCGGCCAGCCCUCUGGUCCAUCACGGCUAUCAUCAUCAACCGUUGAGCUACUCCUACGGUAGCCCCAAGAAUCCGAUCGGUGUGUCGCCGUUUCAACCUACUGGUGGAGCAUUCAAAACGAUGCCUCAAAGCCCGAAAACGAUUGGCAAGCAGCAACAGGUUCUGACUCCAACCGCAAUAAAAUCGGAGCCAAUGGAUAAUUUGUGCAAUAACAACACUAGUACGACUGCUGGCAGCAAGGUUUCCCAGAAUGGAAACAUAUUCAACUUUUCGACCGCCUCGAUCAAGGAAAAUCAGCAGCAGCUGCAGCAGCAUCAUCAUCAGUUUGUCUCUACAGACAAUAAAUGUAAAUCCAUAAUUCUUAACCCAAUCUGUUAUACGAUUUCGAAUGUCAAUGGUAAUGGUACUAACAACAACAACAACAGCGCCACCAGUAGUUCCAACGGCGGCAAUCUCAAUGCUGGGGAAAAUGCUCCUCCUAGCGCUACUAACACUAGCAAUAGCACUAUCUUGAUGAGCAUGAAACCAGGUAAAAUACUAAUGGAUGUUGUAACCACAGCCACCACCACUACUACUAAUCGUUCCGAUUAUAAUGAUAAUAAAAACGAUAUCGUUCACCAUUCUCCAAUCUCUACAACUCAUCUAGAUGUUAACCAUCAUUCAACUCAUGAGCUUCCAUCAUCCAAAACACUGUGCAUCCAAACCAGUAAUAAUAACAAUAAUAAUAAUAAGAAUAGUAAUGCUAUGAUUACUACAUGUGCUACUACUUCUUCUACUACUACUACCACUGCUAAUUCUUCUGCUAGUACUACUGUUACUACUAAUAAUACUACCACUACCAAUGUUGUUCAUGUUGUAAAUAAUAACAAUACUACCAGCAAUGCCAUUGUUCAUCAUGCAAACACCACAACCGCCACAAAUACCACCACCACCACAGUCAAUAAUAAGCCAUUGAAUGUUGUGAAUGUUGUAACUGUAAAAUCCGCUGUUGCCUCCUCACAUCCACCGGUGGCCACGGCGCUGGCUGCCGUGAAUGGCUCGAACAAUGCGAGCACAGGUGGUAGUAUGGUGAUCUUCAGCCCCACGAAUAGUGCAAUACUGCGAACAUCUCAGUCGCAAACCGCCACCGGCACACUUCAAGCGAAGCCGCCGAAAUCCCUAAUCGGGAAGAUUAAACUCGAUCAAGAUAGCAACGGUGGCUCCCCAACGGUUCUCUACGAAACAAUACUGAUCGAACGGCGAGAUUCGGCAACGGUGGUAAAUCCAACUCGUCAAACCGCCCUGAUUGCUACUACUAAUCCCGCUAAGCAAAGCCACACAUCUGGUGGUGGCACUGGAAUACUUGUCCUUACACCGGCUGCUCUCAACGAACUCCUUCAGUCCGAUUCCACAGCUAGAGAUCAACCGGCGACCAAGAAGCUUCUGCUGACCACCACCACUGGUCAUCACGUCGUCAACAACGGAACCACCAAUCCCCCAAUCAAUAAUCAUUGUACCAACUUUCUAACCACAGCUAAUUCUAGUGCUACCACUAAUUCUAAUAAUCCCACUAACACCAUCACAACCAAUAAUAACAGCAACCAGCAACAACAACAACAACCGAACCAUAUCAAGCAAUCAAUUAUAAUGAUCAAUCCAACAAAUUCAACAGUUGUGCCAUCGCCAUCGGCAACAGUUGGUCUGAUGCCCAAUCCGCAUCAACUGCACCAUGCCCAGCUCCAGCAUCACCAUCAUCACCAUCACCAACAGCAGCAGCAACAUCAGUUGCAUUUCUCGUCGACGGCUAACAGUGGGGGACCAGGCACACCGACGAUCACGACUUCGGGUGGUACCAUCACCGAAAAUGGUUCCAGUUCAACCGUGACAACGCCAGCUGCCAUUCUAACCCCUAAUCAACUACUGGCUGCUGCCGCGGGACGGCAAAAGUUCAUGUUCGCGGUAAACACCAACAAUUCACAGUUUGCAUUCGUCUUACCAGACAGCCAACCGUACGCCCUUAGCGAUCGUACCAAACUGUACACAAACGUUUCCUCUAGCGCCUCUUCUAUUGCUUCCUCCGCCACAACCAUUCCCUCCUCCUCUUCCGCUCCUUCCUCAUCUCAUGACGGCGGUUCAUCGACAACGGUUUGCGCACUAACCCCAUCGUCAUCGUCAUCCUCCUCCUCCAUUGCCCUCGUCCCUUCCUCUACGGUGUCGUCGUCGUCGUUAGUGCACCACCUGAAACCACCCCACCAUCAAGUCAUAUCAUCCAUCUCGGGAACCGUCACGACCCCGACCGUUACCCCAGUACAAUAUUUAAUCCAGCAAGGCAAAAUACCGAACCUUCUCAUCUCUACCACUGCACCACAACCACCACCACAGGGCUAUCAAUUGCAGCAGGCCCAACAGCAACAACAACCGCAACAGUCUCCGAUGUUGAGCAUCAAGCAGGAACCGCCAGAAUCUCCGGGAGGCAGACACUUCCCGGCCACUCCCACCUCUUCUACCUUGCCGCCCCAGUCAGCAGGGGUCACUGAACUGAUCACCGAUCCUCAGCUGGCCAUCCCAGCCUCUGGUAAUGCCGCCUCCGCUGACGACGAUGACCUUGACGCACCGGAAAGCAAAAAAUUCAUCCUGGCACCAACUCCGGCGCAGCUAGGACGAGCUCCGUUGCAGCGACGGCAAAUGAGCAGCAGCUCCUCGUCGGGACAGGACGGCCGCCAGCAGUCUUCGUCGAUGAUGUCGAUGGGCGGCGGCGGCAGCGACGACGAAAACAGCAACAGCGCUGCAACCCAACAAAUGCCAUCCGCCCUUCCCACGCCAACCUCGGCCUCGAUCGACGAAUUCCAGAGCCCCCAGAUUUCGCCCACCACCAAGACGAAGAACUUCUUCAAGAAGGUCAAACCCGAUGAUAUGGAUAACGUAUUGCGGCAGGUGGAUUUCGAGAAGAAAUUCAAAACGUUGCCCCAGUUCAAACCCGAGGACUGUCAGUCUCCCAGUGCAAUCUCAGUGCCAUCGUCGCCGCGUGUUUUCACACAAAGCUACCGAAAGAAACAAUCGCAACAGCAGCAGCAGCAACAACAACAGCAGCAGCAGCAACAACAGCAGCUGCUCCAACAGCAACAGGAACAACAUCUGCUGCAGCAUCGCCAAGAGCAGCAGCGACAACUUCAACAACAUCAACAGCAACUACAGCAGCUUAAAACCCCCGCCAUGGAAGAUGAGGAGCUAAUGCCACAACCGGCUCAGCCUCAACCAACACCUCAACCGCUCACUUCGGACACCAGUGGACCACUGUCCUCAACUGCCACACCAUCGAGCGCGUACACCAUUGGGAACCGUUUCUUUGGACCGGACUUCAACAUGGAACAUUACAAAGGUUUCUUCUCUGUUGUAGACAUGGCCGCGGACAGCGCUGAUCGGUCGCCUCGAACGCCCAAAACUCCUUCAGCAAGGUCGGCCAACUCGGCAGAGGAAAAGGGUCACCGCAAGAUUCUGGAGCAAAGGCGUAACCUUGUUAUGCAACUUUUCCAAGAACACGGCAUCUUUCCUUCGUCCCAGGCUACCAAUAAUUUUCAGUUGGCGCACAGUGACAUCUUUCCGAACAAGCAAAGCCUGCAGCUGAAGAUACGAGAGGUUCGGCAGAAGUUUAUGGCCCAGCCCGCAUUUACACCUCACUCGGCCGGACCGAUGACGCCCACGGAGCUCGGUGCUGGAACUCCCUCAUCGGAUCAGCAAGCGCCACAAUCGAUUGCCAACCAUCAACUACACCACCAUCAUCAACGAGAACAGCAGCAGCAGCAACAACAACAACAACAACAACAGUCGCAACCUCCACCAGCAGCAGCACAACAUUCACAGCAACAGCAAGAAUAACAACCGAACCACAACUAUCGAAUAUUGAUAACAAUUUGUAGAAGGUAGGUUACUCGAGCGAGAGUUAAUUUUCGAUUCUAACUACCUAACCCUCCCCCCCCCCAAGUGAAGCAAAUACAUAGAAGAAAAACAAUAGAUUAAAUCAUUUUGCAUAUCGCGCAGCAGUCUGCAAAAUCAUGAGCACACAUACAACACACAUACACACUAGGUAAUAGAUUAAAAAAAUCACACUUCACAUGCUUAAGCAUCAAACGAUAAUAGAUAAAGGAAAAAAAACAAACAGGUAAACCGAUAUGAUUAUUGUCCCCAGCCCACAAAUAAAACAAUAGAAAGGAAUACAUACUUAAGUAAAUUUCGCAUGCGUUUAGCUGCUACGAGAGAGAGAAAAAAACAGAUUGGAGGAAAGUAGGAAAAUUGUCGCUUUGUCGAAGUUGUUAACUUAACAACUUAAACAUUCUGCAACAAAUGUUUCUGUCUCUGUGUGUGGGAGGAUGUGUAAAAAACAAUAGUCAAUCAUUCAUUCUGCUAAUAUGAGUUACGUAAGCAUAGUCAAAUUGGACCUCCCACGCGUGGGCGCAAUCUUUUGUCUUUGAGAUGGAGGGUAUGAAAGGAGAUUAAAUUUCAAUAAAAAAUAAGCCAAGUUAUCCAGCGUGAAAAAAUGAUGGAAAACAAGUUAAAGUAUACAUAAAUGUCCCUAUACUAUUAGAGCGGAUUUGUUGCUUCCGGAGAAAAAUGUGUUUCAAUUCUCCCCGAAACAUACCUGAACACACGUCACGUCUCAACUUGAGAUCGUUUUGUUGCACCAAGCUUUUUUGGCUGAAUAAGAUGCUUAUUCAGCUGUUUUGCCAGCUUGCCGAAUCAAUCGGGCUAGGUGCAUGGCAGCACGUGUAACUUACUUUGUCUCUCUUUCUCUUUCUGUUUAACAUUUAAGGGGACCAUUCGCUUGAAUAGUUUGAAAACCAAGUUAAAGUUCUUGAUUGAUUCAAGAGAUUUUAGAACUUUGGGUUUUUAGUAGAGAUGAAUAAGGCUUUUUUUUUUUGAGGAUAAUAAGCGAAAAUCUGAACAAAAAACCUUGUUUUUUCAUUGGUUAUUGGUUGGAUUUUGUGAUUCAGUGAACUAUCAGUUAACUUCGUUAAAUUUUUGUUUUUUUUUGUUCUAAGCGAAUGUACCCAACUUAUCGCCGACAAGUGAAAAUAUCCAUCCAAAUUUGAGUUUUCUAUCGAAGGGACCUGGCACAACUCCAGUUCUUCUGUCAAAAAAUAUACCAUAAUGGUAAGACACAAAAAAAAAGUUUGAUAUAAUCUAAGACGAAAGUAAAUAAACAAAAAACCAUGCUAAUAAAAUAGAAAUCCCUUGAAUUGAGAAAAUAGUAAAAGUUAAACAAAACAUCUAAUAUGUACGCUAGCGAAGAAAGAUGAAAUCAGUAAGCAGAUAAAUAAAUACGAAAAAACGUAAUGUGAAAUUUGUUCGGAGAACCACUCCCUCCAGUCGUGUGACGUGACUCACAUUCACGCGACAGGGAUGGCAUACAAGUGAUCUUAGUCGAUAAGUUUCAUUAAAAAUAUGUAAAUGAAUCAUAAGAAGAACCUUCUCAUCCACAUAAGAUGGGUGGGGAGCACCACGAACUCGGUGGAAUCUUGCAAUAAUCACCGGAAAAAAUGAUUGAUUAUAAUUGUAAAACAAACAUGUAAAUAGUUAUUGCAAAGUUAAUUAAUGAAUACAAAACUUAUCUUUGAGACAGAGAUGUAGAGUUAGCAAAAUAUGAAGUGAAACAAAAUUGUAGUAGAAAGUACAAGAAUUUAUUAACAAAUUUUAUUGUGAGUUGUAAAAGUAGUGGCAAAAAAUAAAAGAAGAAAACCAAACCUUAGAAAGCAAACCUAUAGAAAUCGACAAACACACCCACAAACACGCUCUAUCGAAAGAACAAAUCAUAAACGUAUCAUUACACCACGACAUUAAUUGAUAAAAAAAAGUAUAAUGAGAAAAAACUAGCAAGAAUGAUCACCCAAUUUUCUAACAUUUCCCAGAAGAAGAAAAAACCGAACUUCUGUUUUGUUGUAGUGCGUCGUACCUAUCUGCUAGUGUUCUUGAAAAAAACGACCCGGACUUUUGUGCAACUCCUUUUUUGAGAAACAAGAACGCUUCUUUUUUUACCACAAUUUUGGGGUAUGUCCCGCGGCAAAGGUUUCAGAUGAUUGAUUCUCUUGAAAGGAUGAUAAUUUAACAGCAAAUUUCACUAGUUUUGUUUGUAAAUCUUAAGAAAAUUUCUUACAAAACAGAGACCAAGAACAAUUGAUAUAAAUGUGUCCCAAACAAGCAUGGUAUCGAAAUAUGUUAUUCAAAUGUGGUCGACACUCUCCAUCUGUUUUGUUUGAAAUUCAUACCUCUUUUAUCUUUUAACUGUGCUUUCACAAUUUCACACCACCAAAAUCAAGCUUUGAACGUCCACCAACGCAAACAAAAAUCAUUAUUGGUAUCUAGCUAAUCGAACAAAGAAUAGUUCACAAGUAGAAAAUGUAAGCGCAAAUUUUGGUUCAGUGCUUGUCUAGCUAGCUAAGCAUGACACUCGAAAUUGUUGUGACAGUUUGAAUUUAAAUAAAACUUGAAGAUGAAAAAACAACGUACCGAAUACCAAAACGAAUUGUGCCGGAUGAUGAUGUUGCUCUUUGAAAAUGUUUUGGUAUCCGGAAUCCUCGAAUGGAGAUGAAACCACCUAAAAUGGAACAAGUUUGUUAGCAAUGGGUCAAUGAAGUCCACAAAUUUAGUUUUUGCUGGGUUCGAAUUAAUAUCAAAACAUGUUGGUACAACAGCUUAGCUGAAAUUUGAAAACAGAAUACCAACCACCAACGGAAGGAACGCAUAAAGCUCCUAAGGAGCCUAUGACGAUCGAAGACCGACUCAUCCUGUUGAAACAAGAACUGUACAGGUGUGGUACCGCACGAUCUCCAGUCCAGAUCGAUUUGAUUAAUUGAAUGCCAGAUAGGCUAAAAAUAAACAGAAGAACGGGAAAAGUUAGUAACACUUUUAUGAGAAAAAAAUGUUUAGAGCGCAUACUAUUGUAUAGAAGCGGAAAACAACAGCCAGCAAGCAAAAAUGAAGAAUUUAAAAAUCGAUGUGAAUACACUACUGGAGAGCAAGUAUAAAGUUACAUACACAAGAUGAAGAGAAAAAAAAAUGAAACAAAAUAAAUUCAAAGUUCAAAACUGUA